Hemiscyllium ocellatum (epaulette shark) is the source of this 3979-nucleotide messenger RNA. It is a transcript of the gene nthl1, whose product is annotated as nth-like DNA glycosylase 1. The transcript has 5 exons. The coding region runs from base 66 to 1196 and encodes 376 amino acids. Gene Ontology annotation, molecular function: DNA-(apurinic or apyrimidinic site) endonuclease activity; DNA binding; oxidized pyrimidine nucleobase lesion DNA N-glycosylase activity. Lineage: Eukaryota; Metazoa; Chordata; Chondrichthyes; Orectolobiformes; Hemiscylliidae. The record is from RefSeq and is a predicted model, not a curated record. Gene Ontology annotation, biological process: base-excision repair; nucleotide-excision repair; base-excision repair, AP site formation. Gene Ontology annotation, cellular component: nucleus.
CAGACCGCGCCAAGGCGAAGCCCCGCCCCAGAAUCGAAUGUUGUGACUCUCCCCCGGAUUGAUACAUGUUAGCAGCGCGAGAUUUAAAGGGACCGCGACCCUCAGCUCUCAUUUCACAAAAAGUGGGCAUUAUGGCUACCUCGCCUUAUUUUACAUCAGGCGUACUGACUCGGAACAUGAGCAGACGGGUGUGCGUGGCCAGGGAGCGGGAUCAUCACCCCGGCUCCAACUUAGCAAAGAGCCGUGCCGCUGGCAGGCCGGCAGUGGGCCAGCCCGGCCUCCAAAUUCAAGCAGACCCGGUCGGAGCUGCCUCAGCGAUCCGGCCUGGCAGCUCUCCUAUACGCGGAAAUGCACGGAGACAGAAAAGGGAGUCCUUGCAGACUGCUGGCGGUUCGGGCCGAAAGCUGAGCCGGCCGCAGUCUGCUUCCCCAGAAAAGGACACAAACUCUAAAUGGGAGCCCAAGGACUGGAGGGAGCAGUUGGAUAACAUCAGGAAGAUGAGGAAGGGCAGGGAUGCGCCCGUGGAUCACAUGGGCGCUGAACAAUGCUUCGACAAAACUGCAGCCCCCGAGGUCAUGAGGUAUCAAGUGCUUUUGUCGCUCAUGCUGUCCAGCCAAACCAGGGAUCAGGUGACAUUUGCAGCAAUGAAGCAGCUAAGGGACCAUGGCUUGACUGUGGACAACAUCCUCAAGAUGGAUGAUAAGACACUGGGAGAACUUAUUUAUCCAGUUGGAUUCUGGAGGAAUAAAGUGAAAUACAUCAAGCAGACCACAGCAAUCUUGAAGGAGCAGUACAAUGGUGACAUUCCCAGCAGUGUCAGCGAGCUUCUGAAACUUCCAGGAGUGGGACCGAAGAUGGCUCAUCUCAUCAUGAAGCUAGCCUGGAAUAACGUGUCUGGCAUCAGUGUUGACACCCAUGUGCAUAGAAUCACAAAUCGACUGAAGUGGGUCAAAAAAGAAACCAAAACCCCAGAGGAAAGCAGACUGGCGCUGGAAGAAUGGAUGCCACGGGAGCUCUGGAGUGAGACCAAUUGGCUGCUGGUGGGCUUUGGUCAGCAGAUGUGCCUGCCAGUGAAUCCUCGCUGUACUGUAUGUCUCAACAGAGAUAUCUGUCCCACAGCCAAGAACAAUCUUCGGAAAACAAAUCCCAGGCUUCCUCCCAGCUCUCCGCUUCAGCCUUGCCAACAGCAACAAUAAUUAAAUCCUUGUGUUUAAAUGUUAGAUCGCGGUAUAAAUUAUUCAAAGGCUGGGGAGAUGUUUGUCCCAAAGUUAACUAAAACAGAACUGUUUGUGAUCUUGUCAGUGAAUUCCAGUUGCUAGUGGAGUAUUGAACUCAACUGAAUAAUGAUGUUCCCAGUGAGAACACUAUGUAGUUCGUAAAGAUGCAUCAGUAGCAGGACUGAGUAUUGCAGCCUGGUGGCAAGUGCCACAUACUGAGAAAGCCAGGCAAGUCUCCUGUACGAAUGUGCAGCUUUACAUGGUAUUCAGAUGCAUCACUAGUAAACAAAAUGGUUGAAAUUCCACUGAGCACUACAGCAGGGGGGGUGCUGUGGCUAGUACUGCUGCCUCACAGCGCCAGGAACCCAGGCUUGAGUCCACCCUUGGACGGCUGUUUGCGUGAGUUUCCUCCCACAGUCCAAAGAUGUGCAUGGACAGGUUGGUUUCCAUGGGAAAUGCAGGGUCUGAGUGGGGCGUUCUUAAUGGGGUUGGUGUGGACUCAAUAGACGAAAAGGCCUGCUUUCACACUGUAGGGAUUCUGUGAUUCUAGCCUGCUGGUUAAGGUACUUGUUUUAAAUUCUAAUAUCCUCCAUGCUUCAUUGGAUAAACAGCAUGAACCAGUGUGGGCAAUAAUUUUCCUUGAGCUUGCCAACCAAUGCUUUGAAAAUAGAACUUAAAUGAUUACUUAGCAUCCCUUAUUAACCUGUGGUUUGGAGUACAUUUUGUGCAAGUAAAUAAAAGCGUGGUAGUACUCUUGUUUGGCAUAUCUAUUUUUGGUGAAUGCUUUUUUUAAAACAAAGAAUUUUCGUUAUAUUGCCUCCUCCCUCCCCACCCCACCAAAUCCCCUAGACCAGGAAAAUAGGACAUUUAUUCUCUCAUCUGUCCUACUCUAAUCAGCCUGUUUAUGGGUUAAGAUUACUUUACAGUUUCAUUUCAUUGGAAGUUAGAAGCAUUUAUAUCUGAAAGUUGAUAGGACUGUUUUAUUUUGAAUGGCCUUAAUGCAAGUGGAUAAAUAUUUCAUACAACAGAUGCCAGAUACAAAUCUAAAUAAAAGCAGAACAGUCGUGGAAAUACUCAACUUUAAAUUAGCUAGCAACGGUUAAUAGAGAAACAGAACAGACAUCAAAGGGAGAGUGUUUCAUUAGUUUUAAAUGAAGGGCCAUCAGCCUGGGAUGUCAAUCCGGUGUUUUCUGCCUCCACAAAUGCUGCCUAAUCGACUGAGUAUUUCUGAUACAGGUGACAGAGAUGCUUCACUCUGCAUAAUAAUAACUUUGGGAUUUCAAUACUCUCUCACUGCACCCUUUUCCAUUUAGCACUAGCCAAGCCCUGCAAUUUUUUUACUUUCCUUUCAGCCCUGUGCUCUUACCAGUUACAACACUAAAGAAACAUCAAAGACUUGCUGUACUUGUCUGCUGUAAGGAACAAGACCAAUGGCCAGAAGUGAACUAGACACAGCAAGUUAUAAAAGGUUUGGAAGCCGCAAGGAAACAAAUCAAUUUAUAAUGCCAAAGGUUAUGACAAAGUAAUGGUUACACUGCCCAUCCUCUUAAUUCCUUUGGUUGUUAUUUCAACACACAAUAAUUAAUUUAUUCAUUUAAAUGUAAGACUGGAACAUCAGGGCAUCAUGGUGGCUCAGUGGUUAGCACUCAUGCUGCCUCAUAGCACGAGGGUCCUAGGUUCGAUUCCAGCUUCAGGCGACUGUGUGGCGCUUGCAUGUUCUCCCCGUGUCUGCGUUUCCUCCCACAGUUCAAAGAUGUGCAGGUUAGGUGAAUUGGUCAUGCUAAAUUGCCCAUAGUGUUGGGUGCAUUAGUCGGUGAGAAAUGGGUCUGGUUGGGUUACUCUUCAGAGGGUCAGUGUGGACUGGUUUGGCCAAAGGGCCUGUCUCAACACUGUAGGGAAUCGAAUCAAAUCUUAAACAUAUAAAAUGUGCUUUCACUAAUAUCACCAGCACAGAUGUCUAGGCCAUACUUUGAUAACUGGUUGAAUUGUGUAUAGUCUGGCACUAGUUAUGUUUAACCCAGUGCAGAUUUGUGAAAACCAACCUUAGUACCAUAGAAUUCAAACACAUCAACAUCAGAAAAUUCUAGUAUAACAGUGUAUGAGGUAGAUGCUGUGGAAAUUUUAGGGCAACUCAUUGUCAACUCUGUAUAAAUGUAAAAAAAAAAGUCUGUAAUUCUGAUUUUGUAUUUGUAGCAUAUUACCUUCUUUAUUUUGCAUCUUGUAUGAUCAGCAGCAGUAUGUACAGCCAGAGUGUAUUAUGGGUAUUGAGAGAAGUUGAAAUAACCAACUCGUCUCUCUUCAUGCAGUUUAACUGUCUCAUGGGCGAAUACAGAACCUCUUAUUUUACAGAUUUGAAGUAUUUGGGAAAACGGUUUUAAAUAUAUAGAAGUUAUCAGGAAAAACAAAAACAAUCUUAAGGGGUUAGAUGUGCACCCAAAUUGGAGUGUGGCUUAUGCGCCAAAACUUGCUGGGAUAUUUAAAACGGAAUAGGCAAGAUUAUUCAGCCUGUUGAACACAUGCCUUUCAAGGUAUGUUCAGGAAAAUAAACAGCAGAUGAUGCGAGGAAAGUACCGGCAAGCCCAAAUACUGAGAUAUGGGAUGUAUGCAGUUGGCAAUACUGUUCAAUAACUUAGCUCUUCCCCUGAGCUUUGGAUGCCAAGAGGGAAAGGUUUGUUACUAUGUUAUUUAAACUCAACUAGAACGUACAAUGUAAACACAAAUUCCACUAUUUGCAUGGAAAUAAAACUGUUGCAUACAAUGAG